Molecule: messenger RNA, 669 nt
Organism: Nothobranchius furzeri (turquoise killifish)
Lineage: Eukaryota; Metazoa; Chordata; Actinopteri; Cyprinodontiformes; Nothobranchiidae
Gene: naa38
Product: N-alpha-acetyltransferase 38, NatC auxiliary subunit
Cellular component (GO): NatC complex
Molecular function (GO): RNA binding
Source: RefSeq, a predicted model, not a curated record
CAAAAGUACGGCAACUUCCGGUUAAGCUUGUCCGUCAGUAAAACCGCUCCGUAAACAACAGCAGCAGGAGACGAGGUUAUGGCAACAAUGAUUGAGGAAAAUGGACCUUCAACUCGUGAGCAAUCUGAAGUGUCUUCCUCAUCCUCGUCAUCCUCCUCCCAGGCUAGGCAGAAACUAGAGGGACUCCUCAACAAGAACAUGAGGAUCCGGAUGACAGACGGAAGGACUCUGGUGGGCCUUUUCCUCUGUACAGAUCGGGACUGUAACGUCAUCCUGGGUUCUGCUCAGGAAUUUCUCAAAUCUACAGACACAUUCUCCCAGGGGGAACCCAGAGUCCUGGGUCUAGCCAUGAUUCCCGGUCACCAUGUUGUGUCCAUCGAGGUAGAGGCGGAUACUCUAGAGGACACACAGGGAUUCGGAGCCACACACUGACAGUUUGGCAAUCUCUUGGGACUCACUGGGUCCUGCCUAGUCAGGCGAGUUCUGGAGAAAUCGGGACAUGUUUGCAGGAUUUUAACCUGACUGCACUCUGGAUUUAGCCAUUCCCAUAAUGACUGAAAGAAAUUUGACAGGAACAGUGGAAAAGUGGAAAAGGCCUCUGGGGGAAAGUAUGUGUUUGCAUAAAUGUCUUGUUUUGUUGCAGUAUUUUAAAAUAAACGUUUACUUGAA